GAAAAAAAACUUCAGUAAUUAGGAGGAGUGUCCACAUACUUUUGACCAAACUGUGUUUAUUAUUUAUAAGGUGAUGUCUCCAUCUACUGGUUAUGACUUUAAUAUGUAACUUAUACUCUCCAGUCCAAUAUACAGUAGUUCUCCCAAAAACCAUGCUAAUAUGCUGCACCCAUCGUUGUGACUGAUCACGUGACUCGGGGCUUAUUAUUGAUGUGACGCAAUCGCGGCUGUGUUAGAACUCUGAUGACGUCACAGAGAGCUGCACUGCAUGACCUGAGCGCGAGGUGAAUCAGAGCUUCAUUUCUUCUUACUGUGGAGUAACACAAAGCAGAGAGAUAUGCCUCGAGUGAACAAAGUGGACGUUGUCCAGUCAAAGGUUCCUGAUCUCCAGGAGCCUUCACUACAAUACUUCAGGGGAGAAUUAGGAGAAAGUCUGUUUGUGAAAUCGGCAGAAUUCGACUCGUCGGACAAAGACAUGGAAAUAACGUGUGGAUCCUACAACUGCCUCCACGAUCCACACUUAAAGAACUUCUUUAGCCAGCCACAAAGGAAAAAGCAUCUGCUCAAACAGGGUCUCAUCAUUCAGGACGAUCAGGUGCUGUGCUCGGUGAAAGAUCUAGUUCAGUACAUGCGGUACAUAAGAAGAGUGCUGAUGAGCUGGAACAAACUUCACCAACAAGAGCAGAAGCAGCUACUGAAGAAGUUCAUGGUGCUGAAACUCAAUGGUGGAGUUCCUGAGAACAUCAGUGCUGCUCACAUGAAAGAGUGGCUCAUCUAUAGAGAGAGAAGCACCUUCAGGAACAUGAGUCUUUAUGGCUUCUCAGUUUCACCUCCAUCAUGUAUUAAAUCUCUCACUCAUUUAUUCAUAUUGACAUUUUUAAUGAUGUUUGUUUUUCUAUUUAAAGCUUCAAGAAAAACGUAAAACAAGGCAGCAAUUCAAGCUAUGCUGAAAAGGCCUGGGAGGUAAAUCAAAGGAUCGAGCUGGAGGAAAUGGAGAAAGAAAUUCUCAGAGAGCUCCGUGUAGAACGUCGAAUCCCACAAACACCAGUGGACGUUCCUUUUAAACUGGAACAUUUAAGAAAAAUAUUUGUACUGCCCUGUUCGUCUGGCUCGACCAUUUCACCUGCUGAUGACCAGGCCGAGGGAACCCUGCUGGCUCAGGACUCAACACUAGAGAAUUCACCCACUGAGAACUCAAUCCAGAAAUUUAGUCAAUCAGCUGAUGGAGCUGCUGCAAGUACGUUGAUGAAGGUGGAGGAUCUGAAGCAGUUUGUUAGUGGGAUCAAAACCACUACAGUGAUGGAAGUACAAGAAAAUCAGCUUCCUGCUCUGGUGGAAUUUGUUCAUCCUACACAGUCCACCAGAGUGCAUCUUCCAGACUUGGGCUUGAGUCAGAAUCUUACAAAAUCACCAAGCUCAGGGAUUAAAUCGGACAGUUCUGGGGGUUUUGAGAGCUCUGUAGUAAUGAGCUCCUCUGAUGACUCAGUAAAUGCACCUCCCUUACUCUCGACGGCUGAGAAGUUGGUGCUGGAGGUGCUGUACUGUUCUGCAUCUCUGAUCAAAUGCCAGCAGCAAGAGAGCAAUGACAAGGCUGAUGAUUUUGAGAACCUGGACUUGGAUGUUCAACUUCCAAGUCCGUCACUGUCUCCUGUCUCCUCUCUUGAAGUUAUCAGAGAGAGGAAUGUUAUUACACCAGUGGAAGAACCAGAAACUAGUUUUCAGUUCUCCAACACAGAGGAACCCGAGGUCACCUUUCUGGGAUUUAGACCUCAGAGAACGUGCCAGUCUCGGACCAGCCCAACUAGCCAACAUGUACAGAUAGAAAACAUGAGUGAAGAUAUUGUCGGACAGACCUUAGACAUGGUGAUAUCAGUUCUUGCAAGUGAAGGACUUUUGUCACUACAGGAAACAUCAGAUAUGUCUUAUGUAUGUUCACCAGUGAAUUCUAUAGAAUCAGACAUGUUGGCAAGUUGUGGCACCACAGAUGAAAGCCAGAGUCCGACCCAGUGCUUAUGCUCAGAUUCUGGUUCCCAGCUGAGCUUACAAUCAAAAAAGGUCAUAAGUGAAACUCUGGUGGGAAUUCAAAGGAAAUUAUCAGACCAGUCUUUAACUGAAAUCAUCUCACCAGAUAACAGUGAUGCCAUCAGUGACCUCAUCAGUGGCAUCCUAAGGCAGAUCCAGGAAUCACCCAGCCUGGAUGCCAAUGAGCUAAUCUCCUCCAGCUCUUCAGAAAGCAGCUUCAUUUCACUCUCACAUGAUUGUAAAGCUCAGUCUGGUUCUGAGAUCAUGGGGGAUAAAUUAGUAAUGAAGAACAUCCAGCCACACAUUGGUACCAUCAGCAAGGCUCAAAGGAAACCUUCAGAUGUGAAUGGAGAUGUUAUCAACUCUCUGGUUCUAGAGGUUUUGGGAUCUGCUCUGUUUGAAAACCCUUCAGAGAAAACGUCACACCUUGAUGCUCUGAACAGAGACCAGACUGUCAGAUUGGUAAAAUCUUCAGAUAAUACUGCAGGACCAGAGAGACCCUGCCAUCAGAGGCCAAAGUCCUGCCCAUUAUUAAAGAAGGACAGUACUUGUAAUGCUGCAGGGGCUUCUGCCAGCCAAACACCUGAAAACCCAACUGGCAAGAAACAAAAGAAGAAGAAAAGUGUUCGUUCUUUAUUCAUGAUGGCCUGGAAAGUGGUGAAACGGACCUUCACCAGAAGAUCCAACAAGAUAUCUCCAAUCUAAUCGUCCACCAUUUAUUUUACCACCAGCCAAAACUGAGCAGAAUUAUACCCUUCUUAGCUAGAUCAUUAUCAGGGACAUGUCUUGGGUCCUCGCUUAGAGAGACCUGAAGAACCACGUUCCACCAUGAAGACUUCAUUGUUGUUAGACUUUUGUCAGCAGGAGGUCACCUUCCUUCUUUAGUAACCAACUUUUAUCUGGCACUACUGUGAUCUGUGCCAUGUUGGUCACUUUUGAUUAUCAUGAAUGGUCAGUCUUGUUCCUUUCUCCACUUUUGUUCUCAGUCAUGAGCUCCAUUAUCGAGAGCUCUGCUCUGAGUUUUCUUUGGUAACAUUUGGUUGAGGUACUUCUGCUGUCCCACAGUCUUACUUGGUACCACCUUGGCUUGGCAGCAUCUGUGGUUCCUGGUCUUUCUGAGUACUUUCGAUUGCUGAACGGUUAUUUUACUCAACAUGUACCUGUUCAGCAUUGCUCACAUUCUCACCUGUGGAACUGUAGUUCUGAAAGAUUCAUUUACCUUCACAAGGAGCAGAAAAUCCCUCAAACAUCCCAGGAUUACAGGAUUUCAUGGUGACUAUUCUGGUGAAGAGAGUUUCCUCUGAAGAACAGGAAGAAGACAUCACACCUGCCUCUCUGAAAAACCUCACCAAGUUAUGUCCAGAGUGAUGAUCUAGCUAGGAGUGUUAAUAUGCUCAUAUCUACAAGCCACAUGACCAAGCACACAUCUGUACCAGCUGUGUUUCUUCUUCAAUAUAAAAACAACACAGGACUCGGAGUGCCAGCCAGAGGAGGAUGGACGCUGCUAGCCACUACAAACUUCGUCUUCUCACUGGGAUUUUCAAGAACUAAUCAGCUGCUUUGUUCUCUGUACAUUUUAUCAAAUAAAGCUUCAAAAAUUGAUGCAAAAAUUGUGUUCGUCUCACACACACCAGCUUUUUCUCAUCAGAGGAUAAUCACUUUGGGAAUCACUUUGACCAAACUUGAACCAGUUAGGAUCCUGGUACUCCUUUAUGUAAAACAAAGAGUCUGUGUGUCUACAGGUUUUUAUAGCAUCCAAGACCAGCCAUGAACUAUACCUGAUAUAACCGAUUAUUUGAAGAUCAAAACUAACUGAUAACACAUGGGUAAAAUCAGCUGAAAUGUGUGUCUGCUCAGUAUGUAAACCUGCAGCCACCUCGACCCUAAGUGGACAAGACUGAUUCUUAAGAAUUAAAGAUGUGAUUGCAGGGUUUUCUUCUCUCAGCACACCUGAUUCAUCUU
Trichomycterus rosablanca is the source of this 3984-nucleotide messenger RNA. RefSeq lists its product as uncharacterized. The record is from RefSeq and is a predicted model, not a curated record. Bases 991 to 2727 code for a protein of 578 amino acids. The transcript has 9 exons. Lineage: Eukaryota; Metazoa; Chordata; Actinopteri; Siluriformes; Trichomycteridae.